Messenger RNA from Lactuca sativa (garden lettuce), 2205 nucleotides. RefSeq names its product kinase associated protein phosphatase (gene KAPP). The record is from RefSeq and is a predicted model, not a curated record. NCBI's taxonomy places the organism in Eukaryota, Viridiplantae, Streptophyta, Magnoliopsida, Asterales, Asteraceae. Gene Ontology annotation, biological process: protein dephosphorylation. Gene Ontology annotation, molecular function: cation binding; protein binding; protein serine/threonine phosphatase activity.
GCGACGUUCUCGGUAGUGAGAGAGAGGCCUGCGCCCGGGUGAGGGGGGGUGUUUGGCUCAGUUUUCUCUCUCUUCCUGACGCACACAGAGACGUCUCAACCCAAUCGAUGGCGAAGCAGCCGAUGGUAGCAGUAGUAGCCGGCAUUGUCACCGCCAACGGUGGUCUACUACCAUACCUCCUUCUCCUUAUGCUCUUUCUGAUCCUCAUCAUCAUUCUCAUCGCCUGUAGACCGUGGCGUUUUUUCGCUCGCAAUUACCGUUCCCGUACCAUCAAGGCUACCACCUCGUCCGAUGUUCAAGAUGUAGAAAGACCCCUUAUUUCUCAAGAUUCGGAUGAAGUUGAGAGCAACAUCGAUGAGCAUCAUAGGAAUUCUCCUUCAGAAGGUCCAUAUCAUCAAACUGAUGGGCAUCUCAGUUCACACCAAAACCAUGGGGUUGUCCAUAAACAUAGGCUUCCACCCAGACCUCCCCAGGUCAAGGUGUCGCAUGGUGAUAGUCUUAUUUUGGAUAUUUCUGAUCCAUCUGAGAGUGUUGUGGUGGGUCAAACACUGAAGCGUCCAUUGGUAAUUAAGGAAUCUGCUGGAGAUGAAGAUUAUGGUGCAAAGGAAGAUAUAAGCAACAAAUCGAGAAUCAAGUCAGAUAAUGAUAGUUCCAGGCGGACUGCAGAUCAAAGAAGCAUCCUGACAUUGGAGGUUAUUUCUGGUCCUUCACGUGGUGCACGUUACUCUGUACAAUCAACAAACAAAUCUAAGCUCCCAUUGAUUCUUGGAAGAGUAUCUCCUAGUGAUGUAUUGGUGACAGAUUCAGAAGUGUCAGGAAAGCAUGCAAAGAUAAAUUGGAACCUGAAUAAGUUGAAAUGGGAGGUGGUUGACAUGGGUAGCUUGAAUGGAACUCUGUUGAAUUCCAAGGCAGUCCACCACCCUGAAACUGGAAGUAGACAUUGGGGUGAUCCGGUUGAGUUGAAUAGUGGAGACAUAAUAACUCUUGGCACAACUUCAAAGAUAUCUGUUGAAAUUGCAUCUGGUGGGUUUAAUAGGAAGAUCCCAUUUGGAGUUGGAGUAGUCUCAGAUCCUAUGUCUGUGCGCAGAGGUGGGAAGAAACUGCCGAUGGAAGAUGUAUGUUAUUACCAGUGGCCCCUACCUGGGGCUCAUCAGUUUGGACUGUUUGGUAUUUGUGAUGGACAUGGGGGAGCAGCUGCUGCCACAUCUGCCAGCAAAAUAAUGCCUGAGAUGGUUACUAGAAUCUUAUCAGAUACAUUGAGAAGAGAGAAUGUUUUGUCACGUUGUGAUGCUUCAGAUGUCCUUAGAGAAGCGUUCUCUGAAACAGAAGCACAAAUGGACCACUUAUAUGAGGGUUGUACUGCAACAGUGCUUCUAAUUUGGGGUGAUGGUCAUGACAAUUACUUUGCUCAAUGUGCAAAUGUUGGUGAUUCAGCCUGUAUUGCAAGUGUUAAAGGGCAACAAGUUAAGAUGUCGGAAGACCAUCGAGUAGCCAGUUAUAAUGAAAGAAUGCGAAUUCAAGCAACCGGAGAACCUCUAAAAGAUGGGGAAACAAGAUUAUGUGGUUUAAACCUUGCACGAAUGCUGGGAGACAAGUUUCUGAAGCAGCAGGAUGCUCGAUUCAGUUGUGAACCUUACAUAAGUCAAGUCGUUUACAUGAAUUCAGAAACCCAGGAUUUUGCCAUAAUCGCUAGUGACGGGUUUUGGGAUGUUGUCAACUCUAAGAAGGCCAUCCAACUUGUCCAUCAGACGAGGGAGAAAGAUGUAGUUGAGGUAUAUUCAUCAGCAGAAAAGAUAGCAAAAGUUUUGUUGAGUGAAGCAAGAGCACAACGUACAAAGGACAACACAUCAAUAAUUUUCUUAGAUUUCGACACAAACCAAACCAUUACGACCAAUGAUGAUGUAUAGGAUAAUACAACUUUAUGCCUUGUCUUGUCUUGUCUCGUCUUAUUUAUUAUUAUAUCAUUAUUAUAUGUAAAAUAUAGUCAAGUCACUCCCCAGAACCAGAACCAGAACCACAAGGUGUUUGCUUAUGUUCAUAAAUAGGGAAAGCUGCACCUGCCUGCCUGCCUGUCAUCCCUGCAUUUUGGGGUAGUUGGAAUCACUAGUGCUCUUUGGAUGGGGUCGAAUUGAAUGAAUGUUAAUUAGUUUCUUAUAAUCAAAUCAGACAUCCAGAGUAAAAGCUUAUAAAUAGUUUUCUGCAAAA